GGAUCUUGAAAACCACUGGUGCGGUCAUUGUGAUUUCAAAUUGACAAAUUUAAAGCCUACCUACGCCGCCUAUAUAUAAUGUUCAGACCUCAGGUCGAAAAGGCACACUUCACUUGUCACUGCUUCGAAUAUCUUUACUCGAACGCCGCAACGACAUCCAGAGACUCCUACAGAAAUCGAACAUAAGACACGAUCGGCGAGUCCAUCAUCAUGUCCAAGUACACGGUGACGUUGUUGAUCGCUGCAAUGGCCGUGUCGACGUCGCUAUCCGUCAGCAUACCAGCUGCUGCAGUCGAACAACGACCGCAGGAACCGGCUGCGGACUCUAGCAACUUGGUAGUGCACAAGAAGCACGUCAAGCCUGACAAGAUCGUGUUCUUGUCGGAGAUUUUGUCGCCGCAUGACGAGGGCGAGGGCGGUGGCAGCGGCUUACUGGAAUUGGGACUAUCCGGGCUAAUGGAGGCGAUCAGCGCGCCGAAGAAGAUCAUCGGCGCCAUCUGCAGUUUCGUGAUCGGCAAACUCAAGUCGUUGGACCUCAAGAAACUCGUCAAGAUCAGUCUGCUGGCGGCCCUGGUGACCGUGCUGGGCGCCGUGGCCUCGGUGGCCGUAGCCGGUCUCGUGUCCAUCGUGUCGGUGGUGUGCACCGUGCUGCCGUAUCUGAAAUUCGUGUUCGGCGGUCACCACCACAAAGACGAGUCCGCGUCCGAGUCACAGAUCGACCUGGUCAGCGAGUUCGUGAUGGGCGCGCUCGACAAGUACAAAGUCAAGCGCAAGGCGUGAGUCCAGGGCAGCCGCUGCACCGCU
Myzus persicae (green peach aphid) is the source of this 804-nucleotide messenger RNA. RefSeq lists its product as uncharacterized. The record is from RefSeq and is a predicted model, not a curated record. The coding region runs from base 211 to 780 and encodes 189 amino acids. The transcript has 2 exons. Lineage: Eukaryota; Metazoa; Arthropoda; Insecta; Hemiptera; Aphididae.